AUGAAAUAUAUUUUAGUCUAAGUAUUAUUCAUAGUAACGAUUACACAUAUAAAAUUUGUUGAGGCUAUUUCCACAAAUUAUGUAGAAACAUUUAUUCUUCCUUAGUAUACCUAUAUAGAAUUUUUAAAAUCUUCAGUUAAGCUAUUGGAAUCAGAUUAUUAGCCUGGAGAGAUAUCUGCAUACUUAUUUUUGACAAAAAUUACAGGUACUUCUAGCCAAAGUCAACCAAACAAUAAAAAUAUAGAUAGUAAUAAAGAGAAUGAAAAAUAGUAGAUUGAAAAUUUGGCUAAUUAAUCUAUAGCCACUCCUAUAACUUAUGAUUUAUUAUUAUUUUAUAGCUCAAACUGCGAAUAAUUUAAAAAUUACUUAAAAGCUAUGCAAAAUUAAUAAUGGCUUGUAACUGAUUUUUAAAAUUAAUGUAUAGACUGCAGUAAAUGUUAUGAAAAUGGUACUUAAGUAAAUCUACAAAAUCUUUCCUAAUCAAAUUAAAUGAUAUGUUGCUUAGAUUGUUCUGUUAAUGAUGUAGUCAAAAUUAAUGUUCUAGGUACUGAAGAUUCAGUAGAAUUUACCUCAUUUGAUGCUUCAGCUAGCAGUCCAGCUGUAAUUAUUAUCGAUAACACACCUUUCCCUACUGGAGUAUCUACAAAUUUAGCAGAUAUUUAUUUCAAUUCUACAUAUUAAAUUUCAAUAACACCAAACGAAACCUACUUUACAGCUACUGUUGUAAUUUGUAUAAUAUUUGGUGGAAUAUUUCUUAUUGGAGCUGUAGUAAUUUUAUCAAUGUGGAGAUAAUACAAAUAAGCUAAAGUUGAAGAAGUUACUAGGAAUUUGGUUAAUCCCGAUGAUAAAUUUAAUACUAAAAAGAAGCAAAAUUGA
Tetrahymena thermophila SB210 is the source of this 876-nucleotide messenger RNA. RefSeq names its product transmembrane protein, putative. Lineage: Eukaryota; Ciliophora; Oligohymenophorea; Hymenostomatida; Tetrahymenidae. The transcript is spliced from 2 exons. The record is from RefSeq and is a predicted model, not a curated record.